AUGUCGUCGUCGUCGUCGAGCGAGAGCUCCUCUUCGCUCGAGACGAGCUCAGCGUCCACAGUCACUCUUCUUCCUGAGAGCUCGACUCCGUCCGAGAGCGCGGCUGUGACGAGCACUCCUGUCGAGAGCUCGUCGUCGUUCAGUUCGAGCGCGAGCUCGAGCUCGCUGGUCGAAAGCGCGCCGCAGACUUCCUCUGUGCCUCCCGCGUCAGAGAUCAGCAUAUCUGACGACGGUCCGGACGCUCCUAGCGCGACGUCCACUCGUAGCGAACCGAGCGUCUCGCUGAGCAGCUCUCAAACCAGUGAGGCAUCGCCGACUUCGACUGCAAGCUCGUCAAGCGUCUCCUCAACGUCGCAAACGCCUGCGUCGCCUCCUCCACCCAUCUCUUCGACCUCGGUCACGCCUGCUUCCUCACCAUCGGCGACCUCAACGCCUCCUGACUCGUCUGUUCCCUCAUCGACGUCCUCUGCUCCGCCUGUCGCUUCCGAUCCGGCUUCUUCCCUCUCAUAUCUGCCUGCACCUGCUGGCGAUGGCAGUGGCUCUUCCACCACCGACGGUGCCGGCGAUGACGGCAGCACGACGGGCGGCGCUUCGUCGACGAUCAACCCAGCCGGAUCAACCACCAGCCUUCCAAGUUCGUCGUCCGAGAGCUUUCUCUCCUUCCCGCCCGAGAGCGGUGCCGGAGCAGCACGCUCGACGUACUCCGCCGCGCCCGCACCUGCUGCGACAGGCCAGGGCGCGGUCGCCACGGCGGUGCAGACGAUUGUGGUCGACGACUCGGGCGGAGUGGCUGUGGUGACAAUCGAUGCUGAGGCUCCUGCUGCGACUGUACAAGUUGUCGGCGUCGUCGAGACCUACACCGACUUCCUGACGUCCUCGAGCGUCGGCACCGACUCCAACGGCGCACCAGUCACCGCAGUGGUGGUGCACCAAGUCGUUGUGGAGCCGGCGUCGACCAGCACGUUUCUGGUGGACCCAGCGCGUGGCUCGGGCGGCUCGGACGGUGCGGCAGGCCUCGUUGGAGCGCCGGGCUGGCCGACGUUCGCUGCGCUCUUGCUUGCACUGCUCGGCUUCGCACUUGCGUAG
Tilletiopsis washingtonensis is the source of this 1086-nucleotide messenger RNA. RefSeq lists its product as hypothetical. The coding region runs from base 1 to 1086 and encodes 361 amino acids. The transcript has 4 exons. NCBI's taxonomy places the organism in Eukaryota, Fungi, Basidiomycota, Exobasidiomycetes, Entylomatales. The record is from RefSeq and is a predicted model, not a curated record.